AUGACUACUUUUGUCCAACAUCCAAAAGAUACAACGCCAAACGUGCCUCACUAUGCCAUGCAGGAGUCACGUACCCACCAUGUCAUGCCGGUAAACGGCAGCCAGCAGCAAAUGCUUGGUCAUCAACAUCCAGCACCACUCGUACAAACAUACCCAGACCAAGAACCACAGUAUCACCAGUCAGGAUAUAACGAACGACUAGUUCAAGUGCCAACUCAAGACUCUCGACCCAGAUAUCCAGAAGCGAUAUCGUAUGGACUAUCAACGUCUGGAUACGAUCAGGGUCAACAGCUCCGACCUGCUCUGGACCAAAGGCACAGUGACUCAAGCUUUCGUUCUGCACGAUCCCACAAGUCGACGCGCUCGACAAACUCACACCACUCAUACCAUUCGACUAAAUCAGCCCAUUCGUGCCGAUCGCACCAUUCUUAUCAUGGCGUGAAUGAUGAACUCAGGAAGUGCAAGAAGCGAGAUAUUGAUGCCAGGCCGACCAUGGGAGACAGUGUGAUGCUUGUGGUUAACCACUUCCGGGAUCUGCUGUCUGGCGAUAGACGCUGA
This is a messenger RNA of Aureobasidium melanogenum CBS 110374, 558 nucleotides long. RefSeq lists its product as uncharacterized. The transcript has a single exon. The record is from RefSeq and is a predicted model, not a curated record. Bases 1 to 558 code for a protein of 185 amino acids. Lineage: Eukaryota; Fungi; Ascomycota; Dothideomycetes; Dothideales; Saccotheciaceae.